GACCCAAAGAACCAUACGAGACUGCCUGAGUUAUUUCUCUUGGGACUGUCAGAGGACUCUGAACAACAGAUCUACAUCUUUGGAUUUUUUCUCUCCACCUACUUGAUCACUGUGCUUGGGAACCUGCUCAUCAUCCUGGCCGUCAGCUCCGACUCCCACCUCCACACCCCCAUGUACUUCUUCCUCUCCAAUCUGUCCUUUGCAGACAUCUGUGUCACCUCCACCAUCAUCCCCAAGAUGCUGGUGAACAUCCAGACCCACAGCCAAGCCAUCACCUAUGCGGGCUGCCUCACCCAGAUGUACUUUUUCAUCUUCUUCACAGGCUUGGAUGAUUUCAUCCUAACCGUGAUGGCUUAUGACCGCUUUGUGGCCAUCUGUCACCCCCUGCACUACACGGUCAUCAUGAACCCCCGGCUCUGUGGUCUGCUACUUCUGGGGUCCUGGCUCAUCAACCAUAUGCAUUCUUUGUUGCAGAGUUUAAUGGUCUUGCGCCUGUCCUUCUGCACGGACUUGGAGAUCCCCCACUAUUUCUGUGAGCUCAAGCAGAUGGUGCAACUGGCCUGUUCAGACACGCUUCUGAAUAACUUGGUGAUGUACAUCGCGGCUGUGAUUCUGGCGGGGGGUCCCCUCGCUGGGAUCCUUUACUCCUACUCAAAGAUUGUCUCCUCCAUCCUAAGAAUCUCCUCAGCUCAGGGGAAGUCUAAAGCCUUUUCUACCUGUGUAUCUCAUCUGACUGUGGUCUCUUUAUUUUAUUGUACAGCCUUAGGCGUGUACUUGAGCCCCACUAGCACUCAAGGCUCACACUAUAUUGCCAUACCCUCUGUGAUAUACACGGCGGUUACCCCUAUGCUGAACCCCUUCAUCUACAGUCUCCGGAAUAAAGACCUAAAAGGGGCUGUGAAAAAAAUCUUUGGGAGAGUAGAUUACAAAGAGUAA
This is a messenger RNA of Suncus etruscus (white-toothed pygmy shrew), 936 nucleotides long. Its product is annotated as olfactory receptor 7A10-like. The coding region runs from base 172 to 936 and encodes 254 amino acids. The record is from RefSeq and is a predicted model, not a curated record. Gene Ontology annotation, biological process: G protein-coupled receptor signaling pathway. NCBI's taxonomy places the organism in Eukaryota, Metazoa, Chordata, Mammalia, Eulipotyphla, Soricidae. Gene Ontology annotation, cellular component: membrane. Gene Ontology annotation, molecular function: olfactory receptor activity; G protein-coupled receptor activity. The transcript has a single exon.